AUGUAUCAAUCAUCUCCUGAGAAACGAAAAUAAAUGCAGAUGCAUGGAAGACCAAUGGAAGACAUGACUUGCAUUAUUGAUUGCGGAUAUAUUGGUUCUCUCUUUCUAGGAAACAUAGAAAGUGCAACCGAUCUUGCUCAACUAAAAAAAAAUAGAAUAACAGCUAUUUUAUCUAUCUGUGUGUCUAAAAUACCAUUUACUGUUAGUUCAUAAAUGAAAUAAUAUGAACAUAUCAUCUUGGAAGAUAGUGAGAAUGAGAAUAUUUAUCGAUAUUUUAAUUCUUCUUUUGAAUUUAUUGAUAAAGGAAGACAAUCAGGAAAUGUUUUAGUCCAUUGUAUGGCUGGUAUUUCCAGGAGUGCUGCAUUAGUUGCCGCUUAUUUGAUGAGGAAACAUAAUAUGUCCUCAAAAGAGGCUUUGCAAUAAUUGGAAAGGAAGAGAUGGUAGGUUUAUCCUAAUGAUGGUUUUAUCAAGUAGUUACUGUUAUACGAAAAAGAAUUGAAUCAAUAAGAAUAAGAAAUAACAUAUAACUGGAAUGGAAAAAUAAUAUAUAAUUAAUAAAAUAACAUAAAAAGUUAAACAAGUUCUACAGAUAGGUUAAUUACUAAGAUAAGUAAGUUUAAUGAUGAUGAAGCUAUUUCUAAUGAGUAUUCUAAAAUCAGAAAGAAGUACAUAGAUGAAGAGAAAUCUCUAGAUUUUAUGCAGAAAUCAAACUAAUAUUAAUUAUAAUAAUAAAGGAAAACUCAAUUUGAAAUAUUGAAUAAUGGAAUUAAUAUUCAGAUUUAGAGACUAUAAUAGCUAUCUGCUAGUAAUAGAAAUCUUAAUGCAUUUGAACCUAAAUAAACUAUUAUUACCGAUAACCAGCAAAAAAAAAGAGCAUUAAUGGAUGCAAUAAACAAUUUCAGCAAGAAUACAACAAAUAACAAAGGAAUACAACUGGAGACAACAUUAUAUGUUCCAAAAAAAUAAGAAUUUUCAAGCAAAUACUUACCUACUACAACAAGAGAUUAACCAUAAAAUUAUGGCUUCAAGGCUGCUAAUAAUUACUAAUAAAAACUAGAUACUCUGCUUAAUUAGUUUGGCAAGAAGUCUACAUACUAAUACAACUGA
Molecule: messenger RNA, 1107 nt
Organism: Paramecium tetraurelia
Lineage: Eukaryota; Ciliophora; Oligohymenophorea; Peniculida; Parameciidae
Exons: 3
Biological process (GO): negative regulation of MAPK cascade; protein dephosphorylation
Cellular component (GO): cytoplasm
Molecular function (GO): protein tyrosine/threonine phosphatase activity; MAP kinase tyrosine/serine/threonine phosphatase activity
Source: RefSeq, a predicted model, not a curated record